CCCCCUUCCCCUUCCCUUCCCUAUUUGCUACCGCCAAUGUUGUAACUGCUGUAAAAGAAAAGGAGGUAGAUGCGUUAGGCCGGACUGACCUAUCCAUCCGAUCGACUCUCUCUUUUCUUCUUCCUGCCAGGGGCCUUGCGUUGAGCUGGGGCCCGGUGAGGAGGGGGCAUGGCUGCUUCGCCUGGGGCCCGGCAGGCUGCCUGGGAAGCAGCCACGGGCCUUCAAGGGGGAGGUGGUCGAUUGUGAGUCUUUUCUUCCUCUUCCUGCCCCGUGUGUGGAGGGGCACCUGUUCCCAUUUCAGUCUCGCCUCUACUAUGUUGCAUUUUCAGCAUCUUUUCUGAUAGCUGUUGCAAAUGAAAAUGGAGGAAAUGACUUUGUCGGGCCUGGAUAACAGCAAGUUAGAAGCUUUGGCUCAUGAUAUUUAUACUGACUUGAUUGAUGAUGCUUGCCUGGGCUUGUGCUUUGAGGUACACCGGGCGGUCAAAUGUGGAUACUUCUUUCUGGAUGAUACAGACCCUGAUAGCAUGAAGGACUUUGAAAUUGUGGAUCAACCAGGCCUGGAUAUUUUUGGCCAGGUCUAUAACCAGUGGAAGACUAAGGAAUGUGUGUGCCCAAACUGUAGCCGAAGCAUUGCUGCCUCCCGCUUUGCCCCACAUUUGGAGAAGUGCCUUGGUAUGGGUCGGAAUAGCAGCCGUAUUGCCAAUAGGAGGAUAGCAAGUAGUAAUAACAUGAACAAAUCUGAGAGUGAUCAAGAGGACAAUGAUGACAUAAAUGAUAAUGACUGGUCAUAUGGAUCUGAAAAGAAAGCAAAGAAGAGGAAAUCAGAUAAGAAUCCCAAUUCUCCCCGAAGAUCCAAAUCCCUGAAACAUAAAAAUGGGGAGCUCAGUGGAAACCCAGACCCAUUUAAGUAUAACAAUUCUGCUGGAAUCAACUAUGAAACUCUGGGUCCUGAGGAGCUCCGUAGUUUGCUAACUACACAAUGUGGGGUGAUCUCUGAACAUACCAAGAAGAUGUGUACACGGUCUCUUCGCUGCCCCCAGCACACUGAUGAACAGCGGAGGUCAGUCAGGAUCUACCUCCUAGGAUCCUCUGUCUCACUUCCUGAAACAGAAAGCAGUGUGGAAAAUGAUAGCUUUGAUGUGGCAGAAAGUCAAGCCCUCAUGAGCCGGCUUCAAUGGGAUGGUUCUUCAGAUAUCUCUCCCUCUGAUUCAGCUUCAUCAAAAGCAAGUACAAACAACUCUGAAUCCCGAAAAACCAAAAAGAAGAAACCACACAUGAGCCUGGUAGGAGGUGCUCCAGGAAUGAGCUCCAGUAAAAAGAAACUGAAGCCUAAACCACUUGCCCCUCCUACUCCCAGCCUCUAUGAUGACAUAAAUUGAAUAAUACUAGGAUGAGAAAAACAGGGAAGGGGCCCGGAAUCUGUUCUGGUUUCUUUCUAACCCAGAUUAGGGGGCAGAUCUGGCUGAUAUCCUCUCAAGUGGUCCCUUGCGGACACCCUUUACAAGAAUGUGGAGAGAGAUGGCUGCAUGUGUCCACUGCCCUUCUCUCAAGCCUCCUACACAGAUAGCAUAGCCCUGUGCCCACUAGAUAUAUAAAAAAAGACUAGGAUUGCUUUUGAAAGAGUGGGCUCCCACCACUUCUGGGGAAAAGGGAUGGUGGUGGUUUGAGGCGGGCCUUAAAGAUGGAUAGCACCUCCAUCAAUCAGGAAGGAAUUGAUCUCUCUCCUUCCCGUUUCAAUUUGUCUAUUUAUUGUGAUGUUAGUGAUUGUUCAAUCAUGACUAUAUAUAUGAUGACAUCAUAUUUGCUUAGCAAUGCUAAAGACUGAAUUGGCAGGGCUGGGAAGCAUCUAUGCAUAUAAAUCUGCCUGUGCUCUUUUGUUGAUUUUAAAGGGUAUGGCAGAAAGGAGGGGAAUCAGUGCUUACCUUUUUGUCUUUAGUGUCUACCCCAGUGGCCUCUUCACUGUCUCUGUUGAACAAGUGGCACAAGAAUGUAGUUAUCCUAACAUGCUGAGAUGGGUAGAGAGAGUGGAGCAGAUGUUGCUGCUGUGGUCACUAUUGUUUCCUUUCCUGACACUAUCUGCCUCUUCACCAGUAGCAUCCCUAAAAUCUUAUACAAAGCAGCAUUAAGAAUCUGGAGCUGCAUUCUUCCUGAUGUAUGGAUACCAGGAAACUGGUGAAACAGUUAACUUCCUUAAUUGUGGUUGGAUACUAAUUUUGUCCAAUCUUGAUGAGCCAAUACUCCAAGACAUGCAUUACUUUAUACAUGUAACUUAACACACAUUUUAAAAUAUCCCUGACAACUGGCUAUAAAUCUGAGUUACUGAAUUUUAAAACAGCUCUAUUUAACAUCUCAUUGAAUCCAGGUAGGGAGAUUGUGCUCUGACCUGUUAGUUAUCAUUAAUUUCUCUUUAACUUAGUUUAAAUGACUUAUUUGGAUUUGAAUGACUCAGUCAGUGAAAAUAAACAGUUCUGGAGUAUUAGGGGCAAAAUCAAGAAAGUUAGGGAUAAUGGACUGGGAAAGAGAAUAUAUGCUUCUUUUAGAUUAAUAAUUUUACUGUUUUCUCCCCUUCAACCACUCCCACCCCCCGAAAGUAUAUUUUCCCUCCACUUCAUUCCUGCUGUUUUGUUGUUUUUACAGACAGCUGCUGUUUUAAAUCUAGUGCCAUAAAUCAUGAUGGUCUAAGGAUUUUUGUAGAUAUAUGCUAAAAAUUGCAGUAUUACUUCUAAGACAGAGGUCCCCAACCUUUUGGGCACCAGGGACCGGUUCCAUGGAGAGAGGUUUUUCUCUGGACCAGAAGGGGCGUGCUUUUGUGUGCUGCCUGCAUCCCGCAGAUAGGGCUUUGCUUGUUUGUGCAAAUCGGUUGCUGGCAUGCCGUGGCCCAGUACUGGUCCAUGGACCGGAGGUUGGGGGCCUCUGUUCUAGGGAAUAUUGCCUCUUUGCUUUUUUGUUGUACCCUUCCUGAAUCUUUACAAUGUGUAGAACUAUACAGAAGCCAUGUAACCACUUCAAAAUGUGUGCCCUCUUUUAUUGCAAAAGCGUGCACAUGAAAAAAGGUCAUUUGUUGUAUCUACUCAUAAGUCUAAUUUACUGAAACUUAGCGGUUUCCUUCCUAAUGUGAGAAUGUUUGUAGCUAAUUUCUAUAGUAGCAGAGAAUCCAUAUUGCUAAUAACAACUGCUUGAGGCUGUUGCCUGGAUUGAGAUGGCUGACAACUUUUGCAAUAGUACUUUUGCUUCUUUUGCUUUUCCCUCUCUUUGUUCCUAGCAACUAAAAAAAAUCCUUGCUCAAAAGAUGGAGGAGAGAAACUCCAUGUUUUCCACUGUUAAAAUUCAUAGCUCAAUUCCAUCAGGGAAAGCUCUCUGAAAAAUCCCCACUAACUGUCUUGAAGUGAAAAGCUUUCAGCACAUGCACAUUACAAGGAGAAUCUCAAAAGGACCACCAAGUUCUUCCUUCCUCCCCAGAGUUCCACAUGCUUUUCUGAUGCUAUUACAUGCGGAGGCAAAUUCUGCUUGUCAUAGUGCUUAUGUUAAGGCAUAGAUGCUAGAUCUGUUGCAGCUUCUGUGCCGGAUUGGAGGAUAUGUGAAUGUCCCAAAUUGUUUCAGGUGUGGAAAUAGCAGACAUAGGAAGUCAACAUUACUGAGGUUGGUCUUUUCUCGCCAUUAUGUCCCUGGGCAAAAAGUAUGUUGCAUAGGGAGUAUUCUGGGACCAAGACGGGCCUUCCUGAAAGAUCUUGCUGGACAUUGGUAGGAAACCUUGUUUUUAGGUAUCCUCUGUUAAACAAGGAAAAUCUGUUUGCAAAAAUCUUGAUUUUGUUCCUUUAUCUGAUCACAAUCUACAAAACAUUACUUCUGCAUUGCCUAGACUUCAUACUUAGCAAAUGUUUUUAAAUACGUAACUCAGUAUUCUAUGAUAGCUAUGUAAGUAUGGAACAGACAAUUGCCUAAUAUCUCCUUGGAAUGUAGCUGAAUUAUUUGGUGUGAAUUGAAUCUUUCCAAGGGAAGUGGGAAAAGUGGAAAAUCUGUUCCUGUUCACUGCCUGAUAACAAGUAGCUACAUACUUAAAUUAUGUAUCAUCAAAAUGCUGGCUAACUUUUUACUAUUGUAGCAAUAUAAAAAUAGCCAGUGUGAAAGAAGAAUAAGACUAGAUCUUUGUUUGUUUCCCAUGACUGCAACUCAAGCUUUUGGGAUCAUGUUUCAGGCAACAUUGGAAGUGUAGACUCUGGGUACUUUGAAUAUUAAUUUAGCAAAAAAGAACAGAGGUCAUUUUAUAUAUGGCUCUGCAUCUGUACCUGCACCCGUUAUUUUUUAAGGUAGGGCCUGUUUCACUUGAAGAAAAAAACUGUAUCAUGAAUGGAUUAAGAAUUUUUUAAUUUGUUGCUGUAUAAACUGCACUUAUAUAAUAUUUCUGAACAUGUGCAAAAAUCAUUGAAGAAAGUACUCUACUGUGGUCUCCAAUUUUUUAAAAAAUGUUUUUGUCUAUAUAAUCUCAGCUUGUACAGGUAGCUAGAUAUUAAAAAAAACCUAUCAAAUCUGUAUUUUCUUCUUCCCAUUCAUGGAUUGUGAAAUGCUUGUGUAAAUAAACUGUAACUCUGCUUGGUACUGAUUAA
Crotalus tigris (Tiger rattlesnake) is the source of this 4604-nucleotide messenger RNA. RefSeq names its product ataxin 7 like 3 (gene ATXN7L3). Bases 354 to 1379 code for a protein of 341 amino acids. The record is from RefSeq and is a predicted model, not a curated record. The transcript has 13 exons. Gene Ontology annotation, molecular function: transcription coactivator activity. Lineage: Eukaryota; Metazoa; Chordata; Lepidosauria; Squamata; Viperidae. Gene Ontology annotation, biological process: regulation of transcription by RNA polymerase II; positive regulation of DNA-templated transcription. Gene Ontology annotation, cellular component: SAGA complex; DUBm complex.